Molecule: messenger RNA, 8116 nt
Organism: Drosophila ananassae
Lineage: Eukaryota; Metazoa; Arthropoda; Insecta; Diptera; Drosophilidae
Product: PHD and RING finger domain-containing protein 1
Exons: 7
Coding region: 531-7241 (2236 amino acids)
Source: RefSeq, a predicted model, not a curated record
AGAGGCGGCAACUAUCGAAAGACAGUGUGUUGUGUCAUCUCUAGCUGAAAAAAUGGCUGAAACGAAAAUGUGAGUGUAUGAGUGUGAGUGCACAAAACUGUGAGAAAAAUUUGCGUUUGCAGCCUAUUUGAAAUAGAAGCGUUUCGGCAAUAAAGGCGCUGCUAAUCCUUAUCUGACCACUGUCCAGUGUCCGCUUUCCGGUGUCCACUGUGUACAUGGAACAGGGGACGACGCAUCCGUACAGGAGCCAUCGAAAUUUGCGAUUAAUGCUACUUUUUUGAUCCGCACACUCGGCACUCCACUACACUUCAAUUACUGACAAGUAAAAGCUAUAGGAAAAUAAGUCUGGCGAGUAGGGAAAUGUAGCUGGAGCUGAGAAGCUUCAAGGCCUGGAUUACUAGAUGAAAAUUAAGCCAAGAGCACUCCCUAUAUGUAAUAUAUAUGUAAUACACACGCGCCUGCCCCGCCGACAGUGUACAUACAUCAAUAUAUCGGCUUGAUAUACCGCACACAUACGCAGUUGCAUCAGCAUGCCCGACCGUGAUUCUGAUUCGGAAUCCAAAUCCGAACCCGAAUCCAUGAAUCAGCAGCGCCAGCAGCCGCCCCAGCGGCCCAAACGGAACCGUCGCAUCAUAAUGCGAAUUGAAUUAAACGACUCGGAUGAGACGGGCUCCGAUCAGGAUCUUGACCAGCGGCCAUCCUGUUCAACGGCUACUCGGCUGCGUCGCAGUGUUCGCCACCAGGAAGUACCUUCCAACUCGGAGUCCGAUGCUGGGACCAGGAAGUCUUCGCGCAAGUUGCGCCAUCGUUAUGGACCGCAAAGCGACUGCUCCUCCAGCGGCAGUGAGAUAAAUCAGCAGCGUUCUAGCAAACUGAGGAAGGCAUUAUCUAGCGGCGAAGAGACGGAGCCGGAGACGGAAAAAUCUUCCAAUGCAGCUGCAAGACUCCAACCAUCAAUGGAGGAGGCAGAUCCCGGCUUUAGCUCUGAUAGCAGCAGUAACGAGCUACUGGAGAAAUGUCCCAUCUGCCUGUUUACGUUUAGGCAGCAAGAGAUCGGAACACCGGCCACUUGCGAGCAUGUCUUUUGUGCGGCGUGCAUUGAGGCAUGGUCGCGAAACGUUCAAACCUGUCCCAUUGACCGAAUUGCCUUCGAUAGGAUCAUUGUGCGCGACACAUUCGCAACCCGAAAGAUUGUCCGAGAGGUGCGAGUGGACCUGAGCAAAACCAAAACCGAGCUGGUGAUAGGCGACGAAGAGGAGGCUCCUGUUGAAGAGGAAGUCACCAACUGUGAGAUCUGCGAGCGACCAGAUCGAGAGGAUGUGAUGCUGCUGUGUGAUAGCUGCAACCAGGGCUAUCACAUGGACUGCCUGGACCCGCCACUGCAUGAAAUUCCCGCCGGUUCCUGGUAUUGUGACAAUUGCAUUGAUUCCGAGGACGAGGACCCGGAUGAGCAGCUAGACCUGGCUGACGAUUUGAGUCAACUGUACGAGGAUAUCAGAGACAUGGGGCUUCCAGAGACGAGGCUGCGUGUGCGCGAAGUCCAACAGCCACGAAUCCUUAGAACCCGUCAGAACGAACGUAUCCGAGCGGAAGUGCUGCGUCGCACUCGUUCUGCAGCGGUCACCACGGACAAUUCUGAGGGCAGCCGUACGCGAACCCGCACCACCACGACAACUACAACCACUACCACCACCACCCGACGAACCACAACCAGCACAAAUACAAGAAGAACCACCCAGCGACGACGGCGGCGGAGGACUCGACACCGUGUCUAUGUCGUGGAGUAUGACCUGAACAAUUUCGAUGAGAAGUUCGCACUCAAAACCAGUAAAAAGGUCAUUCGGCGCCGUCGACGUCGUCGUCGUCGAGUAGUACCUGCCGCGUCUGAACCCGGACGACGUCUAACUGCUAGCAUGCGACUGGCGGAGCAGUUGGGCGUGAAGGUGGAUGGCGUACAGCGUUCACACAUUUCUGGUGGAACUGCCGCCAGCUUCUCCCUGUUUGGGAGUGCUAAUGAUCUGGAAUACUUCUCGGACAAUGAGCCGGGCUGCGAUGAAGAUCUGGCUUCCGCUGGCCUGGGAUCCACGGCAGUUCAAACCUCAGUUCGUAUAGCCAGCAUUGGCGCCCCGCGCAGCCGGAAGGCUCUGCUCCAGAGCAAGGCCCGCACGGCCGCCACGACCUCAUCGUCCAGCACAGCUGCAGCUGGCGACAUACUUUCCAGUAUUUUGGAGCUGCAGGACCGUUGGCAUGACGCCUCACGUAACCUGAGCGAGGUGCACAUCAGGUCCGACGGCAGUCUUAAUCUUCCCAAAAAGACCGCCGCCUCCAAGCCGGAUCAGAAUGUCACCCAGGCACCGCUUUACCAGCGGGGAGGAGCUGCGCCGAACUUCGGUCGUGGUGGUGGCGCAGCCGGUGGGGAUAACUACAACAAUCGCUACGGUGGAAACAACAGUUAUAACCGUGGUGGUGGUGGAGCAGAACAAUCAUCAAACAGCGGCGUGGCUUCCUCUAGUGGAGGAGAUGGAGGUCAGCUGCCUGGUGGUUUCAGCAAUCAGGGAUUCACCAGCCCCAUACAGCCCAACAGCAGCAGCAACACCCCCACCUUCACACCCUUUCACCUGCGAUUCAAUACGCCCAACCGCCAACAGCAGCAACGGCCGCCGGGCCCUUCGCCCGUAACUCAGUCCACACCACCUUUCCGGCCGAUUGGCGGGCCACCUCCGGCUAGGGUUACGCCUCCAAGGAGCUUUCCUGGACCAGCGCCGAUGUUCCCGCCGCCGCCGGUCAACCAUCAUCCGCCGCCAGUGAUGGGACUGCCACCGGUGCUAUCAGUACCUCCUCCGCCAACACCGCCCGCUAGCCUGGCCUGGAACAGUCCGCUCUUCAAGAUCCAGCCGCCGAUCGCCGACAGAUCGAAAGCUGGGGAUGAUGCCGACAACUGUCCCAACUUCUCCAUUUACUCGCAGGAGUCUCAGGCUGUGGCCAACGCUUCUGCGACGACAACUGGGCCAGUGUAUGGACCUGUCGAAGAUCCGAAUAAGGAUGAUGAGGAUUUAGAAGAAGAUUUAGUACAAUUAGAUGAUGACGAUGACAAUGACGAUAAUAUACCAUUGCCCCCUGGACCCGAGCCGGAACCAGCUCAGGAGAAAGCCAACGAUGAUCUGUACGAGCCGGAGAAUCCAACCGACGAGCCAGACGAAAUAACUGACAACAUGGAGAUAUCCGAGCCAUCCGACGAGGAGGACGGCAAGGCCCAAAAGGAAUCCGGGGAGACACCAAAGCGUAGCACUCCUAGUCCAACUAAAGAGGAUCGGGCUUCGGAGCGGGAUAGGGGCAAGGGUGUGCUGGAGCUGUACGACGACAGUGAUUGGGAGGAAUUGGACAUCGAUAAGCCAAAGGAGUUCGAAAAGGCCCUGGAACAAACGGAAGGAGAUGAUGCCGAUACGACUCCCAAGGAGCUGGAGUCCAACACGCCUCCUCUAGUGAAGGAGAAGGGUGAUUCGGACAAAGAGGGCAGUGACCACGGACCGGAUCGUUCCUACACGCCCUGUUUGGAUGAGAAAACAUUGGCCGAGGACGACGAACAGAACUCUGGCCCAGCGGCCAACCGAAGAGAUGCUAGCGGAAGCCCCAAGUCACCAUCCUCCAAGGUGUCGGACGACGAGCGGGCAGUCGGCGGCGAGCAAGUGUCCGAUGACGAGGAUUCGAGCAAUAAGAACUCCAAGCGCCGCAGCCGAAGUCGUCGGCGGAGUCGCAGCCGUACUCGAAGUCCGAGCGAUGGUAGCCCUGUUCCAGUCAAGCCCAAGUCCAAGACCCGUUCCAAGCGCGACGAUGACGAAACAUUCAAAAAGGUUGGCAAACGGCAAAAGGAUCGCAACUACCGCGGCGAUAAGCCACGGUCCGGUUCGAGAAGCCGCUCGUUUAGCCAGAAGCGCAGCAAGAGCCGGAGUGCGAGCCGUAGUAGAAGUCGGUCGCGGACACGGAGCCGGAGUCCAAGCAAGAGCAGGACCAGGAGCAGGAGCAGCAGUCGCUCGCCAAGCCGCAAUCGAAAUAGACGCAGGCGCGACAGUCGCUCCAAGUCGUAUUCUCGAUCACGAUCGAGGUCCCGCUCUCGUUCAUACCACCGGAUGCCGUUCCGUGGCCGAGACAACCAGCGAGGAUUCAUGCGCGGCCGGGGAGGCCUUCGGUUUAAUUACCGAAACCAGCCGUUUCACAAUAAUCGCUUCCCCCACUACCAGAAUCAGAACCAGCAGCACUACCACCAGCAGCAGCACCACCACCCCCAGCAAUACUUCCACUACAACCAGCACGGCCAGCAGUUCUAUCAGCGCCCCAAGAGGAGAGAACUGCCGCGCUACGAUGUUCGCAACUUGGUGGGAGCCAAUAGGCAGAAUUACCAAAGGGAUAGGUUCGGCCGGGAACCGAUGCGCUCGGCCAGGAGCCGCUCCGGCAGGCGUGAUUCGCGAAGCUUCUCCAGAAGCGUUUCAAGAGGAUCGCGCGGCUCGUUGCGCUCCCGGUCGCCGGGAUCACCGAAGCGGUUCCGCAGCUUCAGCAUGUCGCCGACACCGCCGCCGGGCACAUCGCCGCCACCCAAGCACCAAGGCGGCAGGCGCUUCGCCCGGUCGCCGUCGCCUCGGCCGCCAUCGCAUCUGGAACGGGAACGUAGUCCCAUAUCUCUGCGCUCUGGAAGAUCCCGUUCACCCACUCCCAAUCGCGUCAAUGGCGGGGGAGAUCGUUCACCUGCUUACAUAGGCUCUCCGCGGUAUACUCCACGGCUGAGUCGCAGCCGAUCCCGGUCGAAGAGUCCCAAGGAUGUGCCCAAGAAAAAGAAGAAGAAGUCGGACAAGAAAAAGAAGAGCAAAAAGCGGGCGGUCAGCGGCAGUCCGACGGCGGCAGCCAGGAUGCGUCGCAUCUCACGGCAACGUGAUCCCUUCGAGGAUGCCGAUGACUUUCUGGCGCCGCAACACGGAAAGAAGCGAAAGAAGGGAGGCGGUGUGCUGAGCAGCGGCAUCCAAUGGUCGCCAUCAGUGUCACCUGGUCACCACCACAAUUUCUUGCAUGACAAGAAUUCGUGGACGCCGCCAUUGGAAUCGCCCAAGGAUCAUCAGACGUAUGAUGAUGUUGGCGAGGCGACACCGAAGAAGCCGAAACGGAAGCGGGACAAGAGCAAAAAGAAAAAGAAGCAGCCCCUGGAGAAACAGCGCAAGGAGAAGAAGCGCAAGCGACGCACCCAAACACCAGAGCCACUGCCCUCCAAGGAGGUCUUCGCCUCCGGCAACAACAUACUGGUGAGCGUCAGUUUCAACAAGGAGGCCACCAGUGCUAACGCAUCAUCGGCUCAGCCCUCGCAACAGCAACAGUCGGUCCUUACCAUGCCCUCGAGGAGCGACGAUCUGCUGAGCAAGCGCCUGGGCUCCUACGACCAUCUGGCCAAUAGCAGUUCUGGCGCUGGAAUGGGUGGCAGCAAGAAGGGCAGAAAGGACAAGACGCGCAAGCGCAAAAAACUGGAGGCCAAACCCGUGGCCAUUAUCGAUUUGGAACGGUCGCCGUUCCAAGUUCAUCAGGAGCCGGCUGAUGUGAUUGUGCUCACGGACAGCGAAGACGCCACGGAUCAACAUGCUUCUCGGAGAGAACGGGAUCGCGACCGGGACCAUGACCGCGAUAUGAUGCGGGAGAAUGGCCAACGGGAAAAAACACCGCCGCCCAAUUCCCUGGAUACCAUCAUGGAAACCUCCUACGAAAACAUGACACAACAAACUGGCCCCAAGACGCCACCAGAGCCUCCGUUGGUCAAGUUCAACCUGCCCGCUAAGAAGUUGCAGAUGCAGCACAAGGUUCGCAACAAUCCUCUGCACGACGAUGCCGAUGACAUCAAUUCGGCAGACGAGAUGGAAGCGGCUUGUUCAUUGCCACCCGAGGAGGCGUCUGCCCACGAAGGUGGUCAGAAGAUAGGACCCAACACGCCUCCAGAGUCGGGACCGUGUUCGCCGGACGCCUACGAUCCUUUCGAGCCGACAAAGUCGCCAUCGCUUUCGCCUCGAUCGCCGACGCCGACUCAAAGCCAGAUCCACGAUUCAGUGGAUGCAGGACCCGGAACUGUCGGAUCCGGGCCCGGAGACAAGAACGAAGCUGAAAAUCAAAAGCAAAGCGACAGCAAUGCCAGCGCCAGCACCCAGACCCAGACGAGUGCCGUCAACCCAGUGGACUUCCUAAUGUCCCUAAUGAGCAAACCGAGUCAGAGCCUGGGUGGCCAGCAGGAGAGCGAGGUGAGCUCCGCCCAGUACAUAAGCAGCAGCUCGGUGAAUCUCACUGUGGGCUCAACCUCGGGAGGAGGCACUGGAGGCGGAUCUGGUGCCGGCGACAGCCAUGACAAGGUGUCGGACGGCAACUCAGUCACCGUGAUCUCGAAUGUUCUGCUCACUAGCAGCAGUGUGGUGUCCAGCUCGCAGCACAUACCCUCCAUAUCCAGCCCCACGCCGAUGCCAAAGAAACUCACCCCCCUGUCGAAGGCCGGCGGAAGCGUGGCCAGCAGCAGCAGUGGCGUUGGCAAUAUGCCCACCACGAGCGGAGGCGGUGUUGGCGGUGGUUUGCGCAACGGUAGUGGCAGUGGCGGUAAUGCCGGUGGUUCCAGUAACGCCCUGGACGACUCCUUCAACAUGGACAUCGAGAGCCCGUACUCGCCGGGGUCAGCGGACUACGAGGACCUGUUCGAGCCGCCCGCCCAACCGGAGGGCAGCCGACGCGCCAAGGGCAGUGGCAAGACGGAAAUGUUCGACAAUCUCUUUGGUAGCAGCUCCCCGGUGGGCAAUAUCCGUAUGUCGCGCUACAACACAGCCCCAGCCAAGAAGCAUCGCAAUCGAGAUCGUAAAUCAAAAUUAAAAGGUGCCAAGGUGCCCGAUGCCUAUGACGAUGUUCCCAAUUCGGCAAUGGACCUUCAAGUAAAGGAUAGAUUUUUGCGCAAAUUGAAUCGACAAGAGCGCGUUGUCGAGGAAGUGAAGUUGGUGUUGAAGCCGCACUUUAACAAGAAGGUGAUUACAAAGGAUGACUACAAGGACAUUAUGCGAAGAGCUGUGCCGAAGAUCUGUCACAGUCGGUCUGGUGAAAUUAAUCCGCACAAGAUUAAGAAUCUUAUUGAUGCCUAUGUGAGGAAGUUCCGCGCGAAGCACAAGAAACUGAGUGUGCUCAACACGGGACAGGUUAGCAGUGCGGUCAAGUGUGCCGCCUAUCUGAAAAAGCUAUAAGCCAGUAGGCGUGCGCCUCGGUGUUUGGAGCGUUCGGUUAAGAAUCUAAAACCAAUAUGCGGUCGCAUGCAUUCCUACACUCUCUACCAUCAAAAUAAAUCAAUAAUGGUCACCGGAGGGACACCCACGCAAAAAACAAAUCGAAAAUAAAUGGAAAACUCAAAACGUCAUUAACUAUUGGAAUUUAGUUGUUAAGUCGAUUUUAGGUCACUUUACAAAUGAUUUUAGAGCAUAAGCGACACACACAGGAGUGAAUAUAUAUAUAUAUAUAUUUAAAUGUUAAGCAAAAGGAACUUUGCCACCCAAUUUUCGUUUACCCAAAGCACUAUAAAAACAUUUUAUUUAUAUCGAGACUAGUUCAUUAGAUUGUUUACGAGUAUGACAACUGUAACGAUAAUAUACGAUAUAUAAUGUUUUGCAUCAACCCUAAACAAUUGUAAGUAGCUGAGCGAUGGCAAAACGACUCUAUAAUUUACCUCUGAUAAUUUAAAUAUUUAAUUAAAACUCAUCCGAAGAGCUAUUUGAUAAUCGAUACUCGAACACCAUUGACAAAUGCAAUGAAGCCUGAUUAUGUCGUUCAUGCAGUUGAGUAUUUGGACUUGAAGCACGGGGAUUGUUAUUACCAACAAUUGUAAUUAUGUAUUCAUACUAUAUAAUAGCCUGAACCAGCACGGACGGUUCAUAGCUAUGAACUUUAUUUAUGAAGCACUUGAUUUCGCAUGGUCUGUCAGUCAUCAUUUUUUUAAUAACGAGUAAGAUUGGAACACACACACACAAUUGAUAAUAGUAUCAAGAGCAUAUAAAGAUAUACGCAUUGUGCUAAAUCGUUUUGUAAAUAUUCAUAUAAAUAAAAAUAAACUCGAUCAUUAACUCAA